This is a messenger RNA of Dalotia coriaria, 1279 nucleotides long. RefSeq names its product serotriflin-like. Lineage: Eukaryota; Metazoa; Arthropoda; Insecta; Coleoptera; Staphylinidae. Gene Ontology annotation, cellular component: extracellular region. The record is from RefSeq and is a predicted model, not a curated record.
UUCAAGUGAUUCGAUCUUGACGCAAUUAUCAAGACUUCCCAAAUGGCUGCAGUAUCUAUUGUUCAAAGUUAAGAAAUUUAAACAAAAUGUUGAAAUUUCUUUCGGCUCUGGUAAUUUUGUGUAUAACUGGUUGCAUUUACACGUCAAACUCAACAUGGCGGACUGAUCGAAGACCUAAAGUCAUGGGUAAUAAACUCUCACUGGAUUUAUUAUCGCCAAAAUACAAAAGAGUGCAGAUGGCAAUCACAAUGUGGCACAAUUCAUUCCGAAGUAGAGUUGAACCAAGUGCAGCUAAUAUGCUACUGAUGAAGUGGCAUAAAGGUGCAGCAACAGCUCGACGAUGGGCGAAUGAAUGCAUGAUGUUAACCCAUGACAAACCACAAGGGCGAUCUGUGCAUGGGUUUGGUGCUUGUGGUCAAAACAUAUUUGUUGCAUCACAAAAGGUCCCAUGGAGAUUUGCAAUUGAAACUUGGUACCUUGAAAAGAAAGACUUUAAAUAUGGUCAAAAAGGUAACGAUCUACACGUUAUAGGGCAUUACACCCAAAUGGUUUGGGCAACAACACAUUUAGUUGGUUGUGCUAUCAACGAAUGUCAUCGUUUCGGCAACAAUUCAUCCCGGACGUAUUUUGUUUACGUUUGCAAUUAUUGUCCUAUGGGUAACAAACCAAUGCGUCUUUCUCGUCCAUACAAAAAAGGAAAACCAUGUUCAUUAUGCCCACGUUCCUGCGUUGGUAAAAAAUUCUGCACAAAUGCAUGCCCAGUUGCAGAUAUAUGGGCGAAUUGUCGACAACUAAAGAAACGCUUCUCAAAUUGGUUAUGCAACACACAAAACACCAUCAGUGGUAAAGAGAGGUUUGAUAACUGCAAAGCUACCUGUGGUUGUCGUCGACAACUUCACGACUAAAUUCAUCAUAAUUUCAUCAACAUUACCAAGAACAUGUUCUAACCUUCCGUUUCUCGUCUGUAAGUAAUACGUUUCUUUUAAAUUACAAGACAUUAUACGUUAUAGAAACUAAGAUAACUAUGUAACUGUACAAUCUGCUGCCAUCUUGUAAUGCACGCCAACUUGGGACAUAUCCCGUUGAUGCGAUGAUACUCGCGUUGUUAUAUCUUUCAUUCCAGCGUGAAAUAUCAGUAAAACGUUCGCAAUUUUCGACGAUGUUCAACACACAAAAGUGGACAAAUUAUUUCACAUUUUACAAGAUAACUGUAUAUAACCUUAAAAUAAUUGAACAUAACCACAAUUCAAGUGGAACAAUAAAAUAUACCUACAUUGAA